Molecule: messenger RNA, 678 nt
Organism: Cynocephalus volans (Philippine flying lemur)
Lineage: Eukaryota; Metazoa; Chordata; Mammalia; Dermoptera; Cynocephalidae
Product: queuosine 5'-phosphate N-glycosylase/hydrolase-like
Exons: 1
Coding region: 79-678 (199 amino acids)
Source: RefSeq, a predicted model, not a curated record
AUAAGUAGUGCCUCCUACUAUGCCACAGUGACCCUGGAUCAGGUUCGGCAUAUACUCCGUUCUGACACAGACGUUUCCAUGCCUUUGACAGAAGAGAGGCAUCGGAUUCUCAACGAAACAGGGAAAAUUCUGUUGGAGAAGUUUGGGGGCUCUUUUCUUAAUUGCGUCCGAAAAAGUGAAAAAAGUGCGCAGAAGUUAAUCCACCUGGUCGUGGAAAGUUUUCCUUCUUACAGACAUGUGACUCAGUUUGAGGGGAAAAGAAUUUCUUUUUACAAACGAGCCCAAAUCCUUGUGGCAGACACGUGGAGCUUAGAACGGAAAGGGGAUGGCUGCUUUAAGGACAUCUCCAGUAUUACCAUGUUUACUGACUAUGGAUUACCUCAGGUUCUUGUUUACCUUGGAGCCCUAAAAUACUCUGAUGAACUACUGAAGAAGCUUUUCAAAGGAGAAAUGCUCUCAUAUCGGGAUAAGCAAGAGGUGGAAAUAAGAGGGUGCUCACCUUGGUGUGUUGAGCUGAUCCGUGAUUGUCUUCUAGAGCUUAUUGGAAAAAAGGGUAAAAAGUCUAAUGGAGAGAUCAAUUCCAUUCUUCUGGAUUAUUACUUAUGGGACUAUGCCCAUGACCAUAGGGAAGAGAGGAAAGGAAUUUCAUUUCCUCACACACAUUGCAUAUACUAUUGA